This is a messenger RNA of Paecilomyces variotii, 1464 nucleotides long. Its product is annotated as major facilitator superfamily domain-containing protein. The transcript is spliced from 4 exons. NCBI's taxonomy places the organism in Eukaryota, Fungi, Ascomycota, Eurotiomycetes, Eurotiales, Thermoascaceae. Gene Ontology annotation, molecular function: transmembrane transporter activity. The coding region runs from base 1 to 1464 and encodes 487 amino acids. Gene Ontology annotation, cellular component: membrane. The record is from RefSeq and is a predicted model, not a curated record. Gene Ontology annotation, biological process: transmembrane transport.
AUGUCAUCCACAUCUGAGGGACAAUUUCCAUUGAAAAAUGGUGGAACUCCAGAAAAAGAUGUCUCUUACAUCGAAGAUGAUAUCAGUCCCAGCCAUGAUACCAAAGCAGAGAAAUUGGCACGUACAAAGGCUGACCUUUCGGUGCUACCACUCUUGUUCUUGGGCAUGACUGUCUUCCAGCUCGACCGUAUGAAUUUGGCUAGUGCAUUGACGGGAGGCUUCAUGGAUGCUAUACACGUGAACCAAAAUACGAUCAACUUAGGAAAUCAAUUGAUGUUCCUCGGGAUCGUUGUUCUGGAGAUCCCAUCGAAUAUGUUACUCCAGCAGAUUGGUCCACGCAAAUGGAUCGCAGCACAGGUUUUCGUUUUUGGUGUCAUUGCAACCUUUCAGAUCUUCUUGAAGUCUAGAGCUGGGUUUCUGGUUACCCGCAGCCUUUUGGGGUUGGCUGAAGCAGGCUAUAUCCCGGGUUCCGUAUACACUCUAUCAACAUGGUAUACUAGACGGGAACUCGCUAAGAGAGUGGCAUUUCUCUUCUUUGGCAUGUUUGGUGGAAAUGCAAUCUCGCCUCUCCUAGGAGCGGGAUUAUUGCGAUUAGAUGGCCGAGGAGGACUUUCUGGGUGGCAAUGGAUAUUUCUGAUCGAGGGUAUAUGGACGAUUUCGGUGUCCCUUCUUCUCCUAUUCGUGCUCCCUGGGAGCCCCGAUACUCCUAAACCGCUGUUGUCGAAGGGCUUAAUCCGGUUUUCUAAGGAAGACCAACUUGUUCUCUGCGAACGGCUGGAGAGAGACGAUGAAGAGAAGAAAGGGGGUGCUCGAGGAUCGCCCAUCCCGCUUAGAAUUGUCCUGAAGACAUUGUUAAACUACCGGAGAUGGCCACACUACUUUGCCACCGCCAGUGUCUUCGCGACUUGGAGCCCUCUGACAACAUAUACGCCUACUAUAAUCAUGGCACUAGGCUUCCAGCGUGUUCAGGCGAAUGCCCUUGCUGCAAUCGGCGGCUUCAUUACGCUCCCGGUGGUCUUCUUCUUCGCCUGGGUUAGCGACAGGACUAACAAGCGGGGCCUAACCGUCAUGGCAGCCAUCACCAGCUAUCUUAUCGUGCUAAUUGUCGCUAGAAUCGUACAUCCACAUGUGGGCAAGUGGAGUCGAUUUGGCCUCUGGACGGCAAUCAAUGGGAUGGCAGUGGGGUAUCACCCAAUUCACAACACGUGGGUUCAAUUAAAUUGCACAGAUACAAGAGAGAGAAGUAUUGCUAUCGCGAUGUGGGUAAUGAGCGCCAUUCUCGGUCUAAUGGCAGGGACACAAAUAUUUCGAAAAGAUGACGGCCCGUUUUACCCCACGGGCCUGGCCAUUAUGAUUGCGCUGGUGGCUUUUGGUUUGGUUAUGGCAGCGGUGCAGGAGGUCAUAUAUCUGGCGCUCAACCAUCGAACGAGGAGCAAAGGUGGACGAGCACUGUAUGUUCCUUGA